This is a messenger RNA of Selaginella moellendorffii, 1439 nucleotides long. RefSeq names its product protein AUXIN RESPONSE 4. The record is from RefSeq and is a predicted model, not a curated record. The transcript has 2 exons. The coding region runs from base 24 to 1313 and encodes 429 amino acids. NCBI's taxonomy places the organism in Eukaryota, Viridiplantae, Streptophyta, Lycopodiopsida, Selaginellales, Selaginellaceae.
GCCUGCACACACUCCAAAGCGAGAUGAGUGAUGGAGGCGACCCUGCUACUCCGCCACCGCCACCACCGCAGCAGCCACCACCACCGCUCCAGCAAACACCACCAGUGAAGAAGAAACUGGUGCUAGUGAUUGGAAUGGUAGUCGCGAUUCUGGCCGUGAUGGUGAGUGCGCUUGUCAAGGAUGACGAAGAAGGGCCGCUUGCAAUGCCGGCUGUGGUGCGCCAGCAUUUCCUGGGUGGCAAGUUUGUCAAGGUGGAGGUCGGGUGGAGGACGGUGAGAGUAUUCGCGACCACGUCGGACCCGGAUCAAGCUCAAGAGCUGGGCGAUGGAGCACCGGUGGUGGUGUUGCUCCACGGGAUGGGCAGCAGCUCUUUCAUCUACAGGAAAGUGCAGCCAUUGCUGGCGGCGGCGGGGUUUCGCGUCGUCGCCCUCGAUCUUCCAGGGUCCGGGCUGUCGGACAAGUUCACGCUCGAGGAAUGGAAGCGCGAGCUCGGGGGAUUGGAGUGGCUGGCGGCCGCCGCUCGGGCGGUGGUGAAGGAGAUCGCGGACAAGGGAUUCCUGUGGAGGUUGGAGCAGAUGUUCGAGACGGGUGCUCUUCCAGCUGCCGCCACUCGCGAUAUGCCCGCCGAGAAGGUUGAGAUUGUCAAGUGGCCCGUGGGAGGAGACACUCAAGAGCAGGCACAGGCUCUCGCCCAGCUCCUCCGCUCUCUCCUCCCGAUCCAAGAUCUGGAUCUCCAUCUGGUUGCCCAUGACACGGCCUCAGAGGUGGCGAGAGCUUACUCCGUUGCUACGGCUGCCUCGAGCAUGAGAGUGCGCAGCGUCACCAUUCUGGAUUCGUCUCCGGCGAGGCCGGCGCUGCCCGUCUUGUUGCUGGGCAGCCCGGGAGUGGGAUCUGCGUUGCUCCGCUCCACGCUCGCCUACGCGUGGCUCGUGAGGCGGUGCUGCAUGCCGACGCUGCCAGUGGACGUCGCCCGGGCUCACGCGUUCUUGCUCCGGCGCGGGAAUGGCAGAGCCGCGCUGCUGGAGAUGGCGAGGAUGGCCAACUCGAGCGUCACACCUUGGCGUGGUGCCGAUAUCGCAAUGCAGCUCUUGUGGGCUUGCGGCUGGUCCGAGCAGUGGAAAACGGAAGGAGAGCGGGCUUCACAGAUGCUGGCGCCGGGAUCUUUGUUUCGGUGUCACACCGGCAGCCGAUGGCCUCAGGAGGAUGUCCCUCAAGAAGUUGCCGAUGCGAUCAAGAAUCUGGUCUCGUCAACCAAGUCAAAGACGUGCUCCAUCCAAGCCGGAGAUCCCCAUGCAUGCACGACGGCCAACUAAACACGUAUAGAUAUCUUCUCCGUAUUGAAAGCGGUACCGAGCAAUGCUUGAGCUUGAACCAAUGGGGGAGCCUCAAAAGCUUGUAAGAAAGCUCGCUUGGGUGUUACACAUUCUUGUUCUUCUUCA